Molecule: messenger RNA, 591 nt
Organism: Melampsora larici-populina 98AG31
Lineage: Eukaryota; Fungi; Basidiomycota; Pucciniomycetes; Pucciniales; Melampsoraceae
Exons: 4
Coding region: 1-591 (196 amino acids)
Source: RefSeq, a predicted model, not a curated record
AUGGCUCCCACAGAAAGCCAUAUCAAAGAACUCUCGAGUGUCUGGCAAUCCAAUUCAGUAGGUGUAAUGAUACACCACACACCCAUGUUGGCUCCGCUCAUGAGAGCAUGGCAGACAUUGGCCUGUGCAAUGGCAAAAGAUGGCAAAGCUGCCAAGGAAUUCAUGAACAUGCCAGAUGCAUUCACUUGGGUGGAAUUCUCAGACAAAGCCCCCAAGGAUGCCUCAGGCGACAAAGACUCUGUUAGUGAGGACAAGGACAAGGAUGACUCCAAGGAUUCUAAGUCCACAGCGAAUCACGCCACAUCUCCAACGCCCAACUCAAAGGGUGACCAAAUCUCCAGCCAACACUCAGGAUGCAAACAAAAAAAGCCAACCCUCUGUGCCGGCUACCCCGCUCUGCGCAAAGAAUAUCUUGUAGAACAUCUUUCACUGGACGCCCUUGAGUAUGGCAAAGAUGAAGAAGUUGAAGAGCUGAUUUCUGACAUCAAGAAUCUGGCUCCAUUGGCAAUCCCCUUUGCCACUGUCAACCAUCCUCUCUUUGUGGCUUUCCUCAAGAGACCGCCCCUAGAGAUAUUCCGUCACAACCCAUAA